Messenger RNA from Alternaria ethzedia, 486 nucleotides. RefSeq lists its product as uncharacterized. The coding region runs from base 1 to 486 and encodes 161 amino acids. NCBI's taxonomy places the organism in Eukaryota, Fungi, Ascomycota, Dothideomycetes, Pleosporales, Pleosporaceae. The transcript has 3 exons. The record is from RefSeq and is a predicted model, not a curated record.
AUGGAUCAGAUCAAGAAGCGCAUGGAAGCUCUCCGCGUCGAGGCGGAUGAGAGCAGCGCCAAAGCCGAGGAGUACAAGGCCAAGAUCAAGCAGCUCGAGUCGGAGACGACACAGAAGGAGCAGGAGAUCACGUCGCUGACGCACAAGAACUCCGUUCUCGAGAGCGAGGUGGAGAAGCUUGAGGGGCAAGUCAAGGUCCACAAGGACGAAGCUGGUGCAGGUGCUCAGGCCGGCACCCAGGCCGAGAGCCUCCAGCGCAAGAUCCAAGUUCUCGAGGAAGAAGCUGAGGAAUCGGACAGGACUAUCCGCGAGCUCAACGAGAAGCUCCGCCAAACCGAUGUCAAGUCCGGCCACUACGAACGCAAAGUCCAAGCCCUCGAGCAGUCCCGCGACCAGUGGGAAACCAAGUACGAAGAGAUGGCCAAGAAAUACGCCGACACCAAGAAGGAGCUCGACGACUUUGUCAAGGAGAUCGGUAACAUCUGA